CCAUUCUGCAAACAACACUUGAAGACUUCACACCAUGAAAAUUGCCAUCGCAUUAACUUGUUUGCUGGCGCUAUUCGCAACAGCUCAAGGGAUCGAACAAGUUGAACACAUUGCUGAUUUGGAUGUCGCCGAACAUCAUGCGUCUAGAAAUCCCGGUUAUGGUGGACAACAGGCUGGCAAUUAUGGUGGAAAUCGGGGUGGACACAGUGCACACCUUAACGCCCAACGUCCAUACUCUAACGGACCUGCAUACUCCGGCGGACGAGGCCACCGAUCGGUUAAGGAAAAUCUGCCUAAUGUUCUGAGCGUUCAGCCGUUUGUUCAGGAUGUCGUCGACAUUGAUGUUGCCGAGAGCAGAAGAACCGGUGGUCAUUACGCUGGACAAGGAGGAGGACAUCGGCAUGGAAACGCAGGAGGACAUCGCGGUGGACACAGUGGUGGCCACGGUGGACAUGCAUUUGGCCGCAAACGCCGAUCCCUCGAAGACGACGACGUCAUUGACUUGGAAGCUGCUGAGCAUCACGCUCAAGGUUACGGAAGCUAUGGUGGCUAUGGAAAUUCAGGUGGCUAUGGAAAUAAUGGCUAUGGAAAUAAUGGCUAUGGAAAUAAUGGCUAUGGAAAUAAUGGCUAUGGAAAUAAUGGCUAUGGAAAUAAUGGCGGCUAUGGUGGUGGCUAUAACAGCUAUCCUGGCUAUGGUGGGCAAUCAUCCAACAAUUAUGGCUCAUAUGGAGGACAUAAUCAAUGGGGACGUUAAGCUACACAAUGUGGUUUGGCUACUAUGGUUAUGUUGAUCGCUUUUAAUUAAUGAUAAUGUUGUUUCCUUCACCAUCAAACUUAACGUGUUAAAGUAUCCGGUGUAAGGCGUAACGUAAGGAAUUGGUUUCGUAACAGAAUACUCGUUUUGAUUCAAUACAAAAUUUCGACAUUGGUAA
Messenger RNA from Daphnia carinata, 932 nucleotides. Its product is annotated as ctenidin-1-like. NCBI's taxonomy places the organism in Eukaryota, Metazoa, Arthropoda, Branchiopoda, Diplostraca, Daphniidae. Bases 35 to 754 code for a protein of 239 amino acids. The record is from RefSeq and is a predicted model, not a curated record. The transcript has 2 exons.